GGCGCUACACAUUAGUUGAUCGCGGUGAGUUGCGCUGCAGGGGGGACGCGUUCCUGGUCAUUUGCACUUCGAAAGUUUUUUGGACGAAUGAAGCAAGAUGGCCGAGGACAGCACUUACGAAUCAAUACUUUGUGUGAAACCAGAGGUUCAUGUUUACAAAAUUCCACCUCGAGCAACAAAUCGCGGCUACAGAGCAGCAGAUUGGAAACUGGAUGAACCGUCAUGGAGUGGCAGGAUGAAAAUCAUAGCAAUGGGGAAGAAUGCCUUCAUUAAGCUUGAGGACAAGAACUCUGGAGAGCUGUUUGCACAGGCCCCAGUAGAGACGUACCCAGGCAGUGUAGUGGAGGCUGUCACCGACUCCAGUAGAUAUUUUGUUGUCCGGAUUGAGGAUGGAAAUGGUCGUCAUGCAUUUAUAGGCCUUGGGUUUGCUGAUCGUGGGGACUCUUUCGACUUCAAUGUGGCACUGCAGGACCACUUUAAGUGGGUGAAACAGGAAUCAGAUCUUGCUAAAGAAGAGGCUAAUCCAACUCCAGUUCCCAAACUGGACUUGGGGUUCAAGGAUGGACAGACCAUCAAAAUCAGCAUUGGGAACGUAAAGAAGAAGGAUGGAAUGCCACAAGGUGGUGCCAAGGCACGUCCAAUGGGCAGCGGUCUCCUCCUCCCGCCGCCACCGGGUGUGAAAGCUGGAGGCUUUCCCGCCCCUCCAGGAGCACAGCAGCCUGUCCCCGCAGAACAGCCACUCGCAGCAACCCUUUUGGACUUUGGAGAUUUUGGAGAUCCAGCACCAGCAGGUCCAGCACCAGCAGGUCCAGCUCAGCCCGCUCAGGACCUAUGGGGAGACUUCACCGCUGCUGGCUCCGGUGGUUCCUCUCCGAUGUCCACCAAAUCGGAAUGGGUGCAGUUUUAGCAGCUGGACUGACAGACACUCGACUUUUUUUUUUUUUUGGAUUUUUAGAGAACUAGUUUUUAAACUCUUUGCAUUCCCCAAAUCGAGGGAGUUACUGGGGGGAUAGAAAUGGGCACACAAUCACACUAAGCUCAGAUGAACAGUGAGUGGAUGUGUGUAUAUAUGACCCUCACACAUACCACCUACAAUAUUUGACCUUCUCUCCUUUUCUACAAGAAGUCCUAUUUUUUUACAGAAGGUUUCCUAUGCAACCAAUCACCAGGUGACUCCACUAGACACUUCACUUUUCAUAGCUAUGUUGGGUAUAAAAUAGUGCAUUCUUCUUAAUAUCUCCUUUUGGUAAACUGUACAGGUAGAGCUGUGACAUUUCUGAAUCUCACCUCAGUGCCACUGUGGUAACAGUCCCUAUGUGGUUCUCCUCUCAGUCAGUCCAAUGAGGUGAAAAUGGGUGCAUUCCAUGGAAUAAUGUUGUGCCUUUUCCCUAUAUGUUUAAGACCCUUCCCUUAUUCUGAACUAUUUGUGUUUUCUUUGCCUAUGUCAGUUUGUUGUUUUGCUUACCUGUAAAUUCUUUGCUCUAUUACCAUGUCUGCAGUUUAGUUGCUACAACCGUGACUGUAGUAUCUUUUGUCUUCAUUGCGCUGCAAGUAAAAGCUUUGUAUAGGUAGUUUUCUGAAAUCUUUUGGAUUGGGAGUGUAUGUGUUCGUGUGAAGGAUUGCAUAUUGUGUGGGCCAGCACUGUCCAAUGAGCAGAUGGCAGUUUUGAUAAGAUUAGUGACUCCCACUGAACUGGACGAGACCGUCUCCACCGUGCACCCACUGAGCCACCGGCUAUAAUUAUGUAUUUUGUGUGUGUGUGUGUGUGUGUGUCUAUGUGUGUGUUGGCUUUUGUGGCUAGUACCCCACUGACUUGUGUAGAAAGCACAAUGAUUGUUGUGUAAUGCACGUCUUAGUGUGUGUGUGUGUGUGUGUGUGUGUGUGUGUGUGUGUGUGUGUGUGUGUGUGUUUACUUGUUAACAUGUUCCCCAUUUCUCGGCUUAAUCUCUGUUAUUCCUUUUACCUAAUUCUGGUGCCUUUAAUUUGAAGGGUGUACUUAUUAGGGCAAAUGCUUUAAAUGUAUUUUACACACUUGUUGAAAGUGCCUUCUUCACAAAAUAUAAGUCCUGUAUAAAUGUAAAGUCACAAUAUAUUGUAAAUAAUAAACAUUUCCCUCUCGUCCCAUA
This is a messenger RNA of Clupea harengus (Atlantic herring), 2126 nucleotides long. It is a transcript of the gene necap2, whose product is annotated as NECAP endocytosis associated 2. Lineage: Eukaryota; Metazoa; Chordata; Actinopteri; Clupeiformes; Clupeidae. Gene Ontology annotation, cellular component: clathrin vesicle coat; membrane. Gene Ontology annotation, biological process: endocytosis. The record is from RefSeq and is a predicted model, not a curated record.